UUCAGACUGUUCGGUUUCAAUCAGCUGACUUGACGUGUGGAAAUGUCACUAAUUCUAGUAUUCAAAGGCAAAAACAAGUUUAAAAAUCAAUUGUGUUUAAUACUUAAGUAAUUACGAAUAAUUGUUUACUGUUAAUAAAAAACAGUAAGUUACAGGGAUGAGAGUGACAGUAUGGGGCUGGACAGGUCUUACUUUUGUUCUCUUUAUCACCACCUUCGGAUUUGUGGUCUGUGUUUCCACCUUCCUUACCAUAGUAUUUGUUCUCUUCGGAGGUUUGGCUCUUCUGUUCACGAGACAAGAGAAGUCAAUGGGUGAUGUAUAUAAGGAUAUUACUGAGAGCCACGGGCUGUACAAGGUGGUGGCGGUGAUGAGGAAACCCAGAUCUCAGCUGAAGUCCGACCGACGACUGACCGGCUCUCAGAUCAUAGAUGAGCAGUUGCAAGGCAUCCUCACCUACCUGAUCCGAGACUACGUAUAUCCUUGGUACGACAGCCUCAGCUCGGACGAAGAGGUUCCUCACCAGAUCCAUGUCACAGCUCAGCGAGUCAUCAUCUCAUUCGCUAACAGGAUGAAGGAUGUGGACUGGAUCCCUUACUUGACUACUGGGCUGGUGGACGAUGCAGCCUCACACCUCCGACUGUUUCGACAGGCCCGGGCAAAGAUGAAGGGAGGGACAAGCUCCAGAGGAGGUGUAGACUUGGAGUCACUCUUCUUCGACCUGGAGCUGACGAUGGAAGAGAGUCACCUCUGUCGCGACCACGUCUGCCUUGACUCUGACAACGAGAAGAGUUUCCUGCGGGAACUGACACAAGUGUUGUUGUAUCUUCUGACCUCUGAGGAGGACUUUCACUGCAGCACCCUCCUGUGCCUGGUGCGAGAGCUGUGUGUGAACUCUGUGUUGGUACCACUGCUUGACCUGGCCUCCGACCCAGACUACAUCAACCAGAUCAUCAUCUGGCUGUGUAAAGACAUACCAGUGACCAGUGAAGUGUUCCUGACUACUCUUAGGGUAACAGACAAUCCUGUAGAGCUAACAGCUACUAAGGAGCUUCUCUACAAAGAAAUGGCAUCUUUGAGGUCCAGGGACUCAGGGGGCGAGGACGACGCCUGGGUGAAGCAGCAGCUCAGCAGUCUGGUCUACGUACAACGAGCCAUAGAGUCCCGCCUGGCCAGGUUGGAGGAAGGAGCGGACACGGACUCGGUUGAUCUGCCUACCACAGACUAUUCACGGCUCCUGUCUGCCGGCCACAAGCUGUUCAUGCUGCCCCUGGACGUCAUACUAAAGAACAAUGUGGCUCUCUCCUACUUCAUAGACUACAUGACCACCAUCUCCUCUCAGGCUUACCUAUUCUUCUAUCUCAAUGUUGAAGGCUGGAGAGUGUCGACCGAGCAGCAGAUGUCAGACCUCGCACUUCAGAGACUCCAGGUCCCCGUGGAGAGAGCUGUGGAUGUGGCUGCUACCCUGGACCAUCCCCAUUCCAGUCCAGAUCAGAUAAUGGACCGCAUGCGUGAAGCGGCUUAUAGUAUCUUUGAGCAAUACCUAUCAGAAAAAGCAGCUCCCAGAUUACGACUGGAAGAGUCUCUGGUCAAAAGACUACUGUUGCGGAUUCGCACCGAGACACCCUCUGAGAUGUGGUUUGAUGAAGUGCAAUCCGCAGUGUACGAGAAAUUACAGACUGAAGAAAAGUUCCUGAAUGGUUUUCGCAACAAUGUGGCGUACGUGAAGCUGCUAGCGGAACUAGAAUUGCUGAAGGAGCCCAAGAGUGAUGAUGAAGACACAGGUUCGGUGGACGAGCUCAGCUUGGGUUCCGAAACAGCCAGCCUGUCCUCCCUCACUCUGGACCAGCGUGACGGUUCUGUGGAGAUUGGUGAGACGACAGUGAGUGUGACACCAGCCAGUCCUACACACAAUGCAUCGCAGGGUACCGAGUGCAAGACUGGACCGUACACCUUGGCUGCUGAGAUCAUUGAGACAGGUGUUGUGAAUGAGAAGGGCAAAACAUUUGGCAUCUACGCCAUGUCGGUGAGCAGGAGGUACGACUCUGGACACAAGGAGACAUGGCACAUCUACAGACGCUACUCGGACUUCUACGAGCUCCAGCAGAAGGUUAGGGACAAGUAUCCUGACCUGGCCAAGCUGACAUUCCCCGGCAAGAAAACAUUCCACAACAUGGAGAGACGGGUGCUGGAGCGCCGCAUGAAGAUGCUGAACCACUACCUGCAGACUCUGCUACACUCCGGCGUGCUGGCUUCGCACCCCAACCUACGCGCCCUGUUACUGGUGUUCCUGGAGCCUGGCGAAUACGACAAGGGUGUGUCCGGCGGCCAGAUCGUCAAAACUUUGGACAACCUACUAGUGAGUCCGCUGCGGGCUGUGAUGGGCCAGACUGUGCGCACGUUGCCGGACAACCUGAUGGAUGGUGUGAUGGACGGUCUCAGUAAGGUUCUACAGUACAGCGGUGUGCGCCCUGGCAGAGAGGACAGCUGCGAUGGUGAGGCCUGCAAAGUUGGAGCUUCACUAGACACUGAGACGGAUGAUAACAUUCCAUUGCGCAUCAUGCUGCUGCUGAUGACAGAGGUAUUUGAGCUAAAGUCGCGCAACCAGUGGCUGCGGCGGCGCAUCGUAACGCUGCUGCGCCAGAUCGUACGUACCAUGUUUGGUGACAUUGUGAACCGGCGGAUCGUGGACUAUGUGUUCGCCCUUACCAGUCCGCACCAGGUUGCUGACUAUCUGCGAACUUUCAAACAUGCGUAUUGGCCUCACGGUCUCAAGGCUGAGCCCAAGAUGAACCGAGACGAGGCGACUCGAGCUCGCACUAGAGUAGCGGCCAAGAUUGCUCUACUUUCCAGUUUAUCAGACGAGUUCAAGCACAUUCUGGGUAGUGAGACGUCACGGCGUGGUCUGCUCGCAGUGUUCCAGCUGUUCCAACAUCCUGUGCUCAACCGUCGUCUGUUGUACGUUCUCCUCGAGGGCACUCUGUCCACCAUGUUCGCACAGGAUCAUCCCCUGGACGCCAUUUUCACACGACUACACUCCCGCUCGCCCCGUGUACUGAAGAGUAACCUCACACGCACCACUUGUCGGUGAUGAGCGUCCCUACACCGCACUAGGCUCAGGCAGAGAUCAUAGCAUAUAUUUUUUUACAUAUUUUUUGGAUCUGUAUAAACAGUUAGUUAGUUUUGUAAGUAAUUUAUAUGUGUGCACUUAAGGUAACUGUUCACAAUGAUGUGUACACAGUCAGGUCAGAUACUGUUGUGAACUUCACAGUUAUGUGUACACAGUCAGUCAUAUACUGUUGUGAACUUCACAGUUACGCGUACACAGUCAGUCAGAUACUGUUGUGAACUUCACAGUUACGCGUACACAGUCAGUCAUAUACUGUUGUGAACUUCACAGUUACGCGUACACAGUCAGUCAGAUACUGUUGUGAACUUCACAGUUAUGUGUACACAGUCAGAUCAGAUACCGUUGUGAACUUCACAGUUAUGUGUACACAGUCAUUCAGAUACUGUUGUGAACUUCACAGUUAUGUGUACACAGUCAGAUCAGAUACCGUAGUGAACUUCACAGUUAUGUGUACACAGUCAGUCAGAUACUGUUGUGAACUUUACAGUGAUGUGUACACAGUCAGUCAGAUACUGUUGUGAACUUCACAGUGAUGUGUACACAGUCAGGUCAGAUACUGUUGUGAACUUCACAGUGAUGUGUACACAGUCAGGUCAGAUACUGUUGUGAACUUCACAGUGAUGUGUACACAGUCAGGUCAGAUACUGUUGUGAACUUCACAGUGAUGUGUACACAGUCAGUCAGAUACUGUUGUGAACUUCACAGUGAUGUAUACACAGUCAGUCAGAUACUGUUGUGAACUUUACAGUUAUGUGUACACAGUCAGUCAUAUACUGUUGUGAACUUCACAGUUAUGUGUACACAGUCAGAUCAGAUAUUGUUGUGAACUUCACAGUUAUGUGUACACAGUCAGUCAGAUACUGUUGUGAACUUCACAGUGAUGUAUACACAGUCAGUCAGAUACUGUUGUAAACUUUACAGUUAUGUGUACACAGUCAGUCAGAUACUGUUGUGAACUUCACAGUUAUGUGUACACAGUCAGUCAGAUACUGUUGUGAACUUCACAGUGAUGUAUACACAGUCAGUCAGAUACUAUUGUGAACCUCACGGUGAUGUGUACACAGUCAGUCAGAUACUGUUGUGAAAUUCACAGUGAUGUGUACACAGUCAGUCAGAUACUGUUGUGAAAUUCACAGUGAUGUGUACACAGUCAGUCACAUACUGUUGUGAACUUCACAGUGAUGUGUACACAGUCAGUCACAUACUGUUGUGAACUUCACAGUGAUGUAUACACAGUCAGUCAGAUACUAUUGUGAACCUCACGGUGAUGUGUACACAGUCAGGUCAGAUACUGUUGUGAACUUCACAGUUAUGUGUACACAGUCAGUCAGAUACUGUUGUGAACUUCACAGUGAUGUGUACACCGUCAGGUCAGAUACUGUUUUGAACUUCACAGUUAUGUGUACACAGUCAGGUCAGAUACUGUUGUGAACUUCACAGUUAUGUGUACACAGUCAGUCAGAUACUGUUGUGAACUUCACAGUGAUGUGUACACCGUCAGUCAGAUACUGUUUUGAACUUCACAGUUAUGUGUACACAGUCAGUCAGAUACUGUUUUGAACUUCACGGUGAUGUGUACACAGUCAGUCAGAUACUGUUGUGAACUUCACAGUUAUGUGUACACAGUCAGUCAGAUACUGUUGUGAACUUCACGGUGAUGUAUACACAGUCAGUCAGAUACUGUUGUGAACUUCACAGUUAUGUGUACACAGUCAGUCAGAUACUGUUGUGAACUUCACGGUGAUGUAUACACAGUCAGUCAAAUACUGUUGUGAACUUCACAGUUAUGUGUACACAGUCAGUCAGAUACUGUUGUGAACUUCACGGUGAUGUAUACACCGUCAGUCAGAUACUGUUGUGAACUUCACAGUUAUGUGUACACAGUCAGUCAGAUACUGUUGUGAACUUCACGGUGAUGUAUACACAGUCAGUCAGAUACUGUUGUGAACUUCACAGUUAUGUGUACACAGUCAGUCAGAUACUGUUGUGAACUUCACGGUGAUGUAUACACCGUCAGUCAGAUACUGUUUUGAACUUCACAGUUAUGUGUACACAGUCAGUCAGAUACUGUUGUGAACUUCACGGUGAUGUAUACACAGUCAGUCAGAUACUGUUGUGAACUUCACAGUUAUGUGUACACAGUCAGUCAGAUACUGUUGUGAACUUCACAGUGAUGUGUACACAGUCAGGUCAGAUACUGUUGUGAACUUCACAGUGAUGUGUACACAGUCAGGUCAGAUACUGUUGUGAACUUCACAGUUAUGUGUACACAGUCAGUCAGAUACUGUUGUGAACUUCACGGUGAUGUAUACACAGUCAGUCAGAUACUGUUGUGAACUUCACGGUGAUGUAUACACCGUCAGUCAGAUACUGUUUUGAACUUCACAGUUAUGUGUACACAGUCAGUCAGAUACUGUUGUGAACUUCACGGUGAUGUAUACACAGUCAGUCAGAUACUGUUGUGAACUUCACGGUGAUGUAUACACCGUCAGUCAGAUACUGUUUUGAACUUCACGGUGAUGUGUACACAGUCAGUCAGAUACUGUUGUGAACUUCACAGUGAUGUGUACACAGUCAGGUCAGAUACUGUUGUGAACUUCACUGUUAUGUGUACACAGUCAGUCAGAUACUGUUGUGAACUUCACCGUGAUGUGUACACAGUCAGGUCAGAUACUGUUGUGAACUUCACAGUGAUGUGUACACAGUCAGGUCAGAUACUGUUGUGAACUUCACAGUUAUGUGUACACAGUCAGUCAGAUACUGUUGUGAACUUCACGGUGAUGUAUACACAGUCAGUCAGAUACUGUUGUGAACUUCACAGUUAUGUGUACACCGUCAGUCAGAUACUGUUUUGAACUUCACAGUUAUGUGUACACAGUCAGUCAGAUACUGUUGUGAACUUCACGGUGAUGUAUACACCGUCAGUCAGAUACUGUUUUGAACUUCACAGUUAUGUGUACACAGUCAGUCAGAUACUGUUGUGAACUUCACGGUGAUGUGUACACAGUCAGUUAGAUACUGUUGUGAACUUCACAGUUAUGUGUACACAGUCAGGUCAGAUACUGUUGUGAACUUCACAGUUAUGUGUACACAGUCAGUCAGAUACUGUUGUGAACUUCACAGUUAUGUGUACACCGUCAGUCAGAUACUGUUUUGAACUUCACAGUUA
Molecule: messenger RNA, 6296 nt
Organism: Homalodisca vitripennis (glassy-winged sharpshooter)
Lineage: Eukaryota; Metazoa; Arthropoda; Insecta; Hemiptera; Cicadellidae
Gene: snz
Product: sorting nexin-13
Exons: 20
Coding region: 158-3088 (976 amino acids)
Cellular component (GO): early endosome
Molecular function (GO): phosphatidylinositol binding
Source: RefSeq, a predicted model, not a curated record